AUGGACGUCUUCACUUUCUCCGCAUCUCCCGCGAUGCCUUGCCAUUUGUCCUUCUCCCUCCCGCAAACCCCACCCUCUCUAGACCAGGGUCGCUCAAAGCGUCCACGGCCACUUACCGAUGUUGACGGAGAGGGUUCCAUGGACCUGCAGAACAAGAAACGUCGGCUUCGCCUAGUAUUUGUCACCUCCAGACUCAGCCUCCCGUUUUCUGCCCCUCCAACCCAUAUCAUCGGUCGGGAUUCAUCGAAAAUUGCCGUCUGGGCCAAGCAGAAAGCCUUAGGACGCAAUUUGCUCAGGAAAGCCGCUAUUAUGAACCGGGUCCGAAAACAUGCCCUCUCUAUCCACAACAAUGACCCCCUCCAGUUCGAUGUAGCAAGACAAUUGGCCGUUUUGCUGACCCACCAGAAUCCCCUCUUGUCACCCACCGAAACUGCUCCGUUUGCAAAUGCCCAGGCGCGCUCUGACAAUUUUAUGUGGACAGCAGGGAUAUGCCAGAAGCCCUCAAUGAGAUCGCCCAAUCUGCAGAACCAUCAUCUACCCUUCCCAACAAAGAACCCUUAUAACACUAACUCAUCUCCCUCUCCCUCUCCAUCUCUCCGCCAAUAUAUUCCCUUACCACCACCACCCCAGUUGGACUUGAGGAAUUAUGAUGUCUUCGAUAAUGAAGAUGGAUACUUCGACAGCGACAGUGACGGGGAGUCGGAAGGCAACGACGGGAAAAGUUACCGAGUAUACAGUGAUUUUAACAUUCUCGAGCCCUCAGAGCCGGUUGUGGACGAUCACGAUGACAUUGCUAGUUUUGAUUCCCUCAUUUUUGGUUCUCAGUUCCUGCUGACAGAAUCCGUCGAGGAUGAGGAGUCAGUUGGGAUAUGUUUGGAAUAG
Paracoccidioides brasiliensis Pb18 is the source of this 882-nucleotide messenger RNA. RefSeq lists its product as uncharacterized. The record is from RefSeq and is a predicted model, not a curated record. The coding region runs from base 1 to 882 and encodes 293 amino acids. The transcript has a single exon.